GCUUCUGGAUGGGGAUUUCGGGCGCGCGCACUCUCUGAUUGGUUAGCGUUGUGCACACGGGGGCGAUGCGCAGAGUCAGCGCUGUAGUGCAGCGGUGCGGGAGGAGCGUGCGGCGUGUUUCCGAUCCUGUGUAUUUCACAGGGAGCGAAAGAUCGGCAGUAGGGGAGCGGGCGGUUAAAAAAAAACACGGCGAUGGAAGCCGAGUUUCGGGAAAUUGAUGAAUUCGGGAACUGGAACGCCAUUUACCAGGAAAUCAGACAACAGUCAAGUGAACUGCCCUGCAAGAUUGCCAAACUUCCAGAGAACAGAAGCCGCAAUCGCUACAGAGAUGUCAGCCCAUUCGACCACAGUCGAAUUCAUCUACAGCUCGGCAGCAGUGACUACAUCAAUGCCAGCCUGAUCUCCAUGGAGGAGGCACAGAGAAGCUACAUUCUCACUCAGGGUCCUUUGCCUAACACAUGUGGGCAUUUCUGGGAGAUGGUGUGGGAGCAGAGGAGUCGUGGAGUUGUCAUGCUGAACCGUGUCAUAGAGAAGGGAUCGGUGAAAUGUGCACAGUACUGGCCACAGAGGGAGGAGCGGGAAGCAAUUUUCGAGGACACAAACUUCAAGCUGACUCUUGUUUCAGAGGACGUGAAAUCAUACUACACAGUCCGGCAGCUAGAGCUGGAGAAUCUUUCAACUCAGGAAACCAGGGAGAUUCUUCAUUUUCACUAUACCACCUGGCCUGACUUUGGUGUGCCCGAGUCUCCUGCCUCUUUCCUCAACUUCCUGUUCAAGGUGCGAGAGUCUGGCUGUCUAAACCCAGAUCAAGGGCCUGUAGUGGUCCACUGCAGUGCCGGCAUCGGUCGCUCUGGAACCUUCUGCCUUGUAGAUACCUGCCUCCGGUUGAUGUCUUUGCGAAAAGACCCGUCCUCAGUCCAGAUCAAGGAUGUUCUCCUGGAGAUGAGGCGGUACAGAAUGGGUCUGAUCCAAACAGCAGACCAGCUCCGAUUCUCCUACCUCGCCGUUAUAGAGGGUGCUAAAUGCAUCAUGGGAGACGCCUCUAUCCAGGAGUCAUGGAAGGAGUUGUCAAAUGAGGAAGAUCCUCCUCCAGAGUUCACUCCCCCUCCUAGGCCACGUCCACCAAAGCCCCCCUACAAUGGUCCCCAGUCCACACCCCAGUUUUUUCCUGAGCACGAAGUUGUACAGGCCAACAAUGUCAUCUACACAAACAGUGCUUCAGAGUCGGAGAUUCGAAGACGGACGGUGGUGCCGGUGGCAGCUUCGGCACCAACGGAGCUUGAGACGCCGACAUUGCCUGCCAAUGAGCCUGAUGAUGCCAACGCUCCAAAGCCAAGCGAACCAGUCACCAUGACGACAGAACCUCCACCUAAACCAUCACGGUCACCACCAGAGAAGAGGCCUGAGGGACAGAGAAGCUCCCUGCUCACGAGCAUGUGUGUGUUCACCAUGCUCGCUCUGGGAACAUACAUCUGUUACCGCUCCUACUUUCACUGAUUCUCUCUUUCUUUCUCUGUCUCUCUCUCUCUCUCUCUGUCUGUCUUCCUGCCUCUCUCUCUCUCUCUCUCUCUCUCUCUCUCUCUCUCUCUCUCUCUCUCUCUCUCUCUCUCCUUCUUUCUGUGGUUAGUGUGAGAGUGGGCAAAUAGCUUCUACUGGCCAGCCAGCUCUCUACAUCCUUUAAAAAAAAAUAGAGAAUAAAAAACAGGAGAGAGAAAGAGAGAGAGAUGGAGAGGGCCAGACACCUGCCAUCAAGCCCUGUCACUGUUUGUUUCAAAAAAAUAUCCCCACUUCUUUUCCUUACACAGUUUGUGGAAGGCUGUAGAAAAAAGACUUUCUUAGGCAAACUGCUGUUGUUUUUAACCUUAUUACAUGACACAAACACACAACACCACACAAGCAAUCUGUCUGUUUAAUAGCUCAGGGCCUCACAUUUCAGGUGUCCCCCAAAUAUGACAUCCAGGUUUUACUUAUCCAAAUAAACCCUUUUAUUAUUGCUGCAAUAAGCAAGGGAAUGUCUGUGUGUCUACUGUGUGUGUGUGUGUGAGAAUGUUUGUUUUUGUGUCAGAGUAAUAGGUUGUGCGAAUACAUGUUUGUGUCACAGUUAAAGUCAGCGUUUUGAGAAAUCAGUGCAGUUUGAGUGUACCUUAACUGUCACAUGUGGACUCCAGUAGCUUUGGCAAUCUGUUUAGCCUUCCCAAAUAUCCAGUGUUGGUUUUUUCCCCCUUCCCCCUUCCUCGCCUUGCUAAGCUUUAAUGAUGCCCUUUGCAGAGCUACAAAAGUUGUGUGUUUGUGUGUGUAUACAAGUGGGGAGUGGAGGGAGUGGUACCGAGUCCACUCUGAAAGCAAUCUUGCCAUUUUAUGAAAUAAAGGAUUAUGUUCUUCCUGCCCAACUGCAAGGGCUCACAUUUGCACUUAGCCUGUUUUUAAAAAAGAAAAAGAAAUGUCAUGAUUGAAUUAUCUUGAUCAAAGAUAAGACACCAGCGUGUCCAUUCUACUCAUGUGCAUGGAUUUGCUUUAGCGCUUACGGAAACUUGUGGAAUGUGUUUUGGUGCCGUUGGUUUUGCUUCCAUUUUUACAACUUGUUUAUUUUCCAUCUGUCUUGUAAGCAUUUGAUCAACAUAUUCAGGGACUUUGACCUUGUUUGUAUGCUGUAGUCUGACUCCCUGAAAGCUUUUCUGGCUUAGACCCAUGUAAUGUAUUGGGAAGGGAGACAGAAAGGAUGUUCUGAACGUUACUUAAAUGUUGUUUCAAGGUUAUGACUCUCUAACCUUUGCAGGCCGCGUUUACGCACAACACCACCAGGUCCUCCUGUGAGGAUGCGUCCUGGCUUGAACCCAUUUCCAGUUUAGUGGUUGCAUUCAUAGCAUGCUGGAGGUAGCUUAAAAAUCAUCUAGCCACCAGGAGGCAGCACUGCAUUAGGCUCACCAGAAAAAGCAUCUUUUUAAGGGUUUGGUCAUCAUUUCCUUAUUUUCUUGCUCCUUCCCUAGCAAUAUGUAAAUCCAUCUUGAAUGUUUGUGUCUUUAGAAAUGGCUGUUUUGGGAUGCAGCUUGUAGUUUGUAAUGGCAGCUGUGACGUCUGGUUCCUUCACCAAACGCCAACGUGGAUAAUUGAUUUUUAUUUUUUCUCCUGCUUAAGAUCCCGAUUUCUAAUUCCGUGUUUUGUUCUUUGUGACAACUUUUGGAUUUUAUGAAAGCCAUUUAGGAAUUUGUGUCAUUUGUAAACUCCAAAAAACUUAAAAUGAACGAACGAAUGAAUAAAAUAAAUAUGACAAAACAUUCUUGUUCUGCGAGUAACAUGCUUUGGUCAUUCCUGACGACUUGGUGCUCAGCUGUUUGACUAAGAUGGAUCAUUUCUGCUCAUAGAUAGUUUAAAAAAAGGUGGUUUCAGAGAGUUAAGGGUGGGGUUUUUUCUUGUUGGCAUCUUCAUCCAGGACUAUAAUAACAACCUUAAUUUCUCAUGUAGGUUCUUAAUAAACUAGUGGUUAGAUAAUAAUGGAUUUUAGGUUUAUCAGGAUGCUUUAGGUUUUUUCAAUCUGGUAAAGGAACAUGUGAUCAGGUGUAGGGAUUAAUGGCUUUGUUGCUAUCUUAGAUUUUUCUAAUUAAGAUUGAGUUAAAUGUAUUUUCCUUCACAGUGGAGCAUAACGACGGAACAGACACCAAAAUUCAAAUUUACGCAUAUACCUCUUCAUAUGUUUUCUAUGUUGAAACCUUGGAAUAGACCUUAAAUGACUGAAUGGAAGUUUGCAUGGGUUAAAACAGGAGUCUAAUUGGUUUAGACUUAAAUAUUUUUUUCUAUUUUCUUAGCCUUUUGUAAUUCUACUGCCUCUUUAUAAUCAAUAUAAUUAGACUUUUGAUUGUAUUUCACCUUUCUGCUGGGGGAAAAACAUCAGUGCUCAUUCAAUGCAACUCUACUUUGGCUUUUGUGGUUUGAGUCUUAAGGUCCAGUUAAUUCUAGUCAGGUUACACAAUUCUCAGUUUUUUUGUUCUGUCUAGAAUGUCUAAAAUGUAAUAACCUCUUUAUGGACAUCCUAAUUUCACUACCUGUUAACAUAAGUUGCUUUGUGCCAGAUAUAUCAAUUGUGUGUUUUUGUGUGUAUGCCAAUGUGUGAUGUAUUUUUCGACUGGCAAAUUGGCAGAAUCUUUUUUUUAAAAAAAUCUUACCCGUAAUAUGGAAGGCCUCACUGUUUUUGUUUGUUUCCAUUUCCUUCUCACCUCCUUUUUGACAUCUAUUUUAUAUCAUAAUCCAUCUUUUUGUAAUGAAAAAGGACUACUGCAUUGUUGUGGAUGGAUCUGAUUUACAUUGGAGAUCUUUUUUUAAUUUUCAGACUGAUAGACAAACACUGUGGUAAUAAAAUCAUGUCUUACA
Messenger RNA from Tachysurus vachellii, 4365 nucleotides. RefSeq names its product protein tyrosine phosphatase non-receptor type 1 (gene ptpn1). The record is from RefSeq and is a predicted model, not a curated record. Bases 193 to 1497 code for a protein of 434 amino acids. Gene Ontology annotation, biological process: protein dephosphorylation. Gene Ontology annotation, molecular function: protein tyrosine phosphatase activity. The transcript has 10 exons. Lineage: Eukaryota; Metazoa; Chordata; Actinopteri; Siluriformes; Bagridae.